GCGAUUUAUAGAUAUUUAUCAUAUCUAUCAGUUUAAACUUAUUUAGUAUCAUAUCUACCAAUUUGAACUUGUUUAGUUCAUUGGAUUUUUUAUUAUUGGUUUGUCGUUUUGGGUACAGCUAAACGACAACUAUGAGUUUGAACUUCGAAAAAUUAUUAUUGACAGAGAGGAUCUCGACCUAAAUGAGUAUAAAGAAGAUUUUCGUCUUGCAUUAUCUGUAGGACUUUUAUUUAUGUUUGGUUUUGGCUUGGCAAUAGCAAUAGUUGGUAUUAUUGGUUCAGUUGGAACGUUACUGAGACGGCGAUUUAUCACUGGAUUUUAUGUCUCACUACUCAUAUCGAUCAUACUUGUUGACUUUGCUGCUGCAAUAUUUUUAUUGUCAAAUAAGCAGGGUAUAAAAGAAACUGUAUUAGAAUAUCUUGAACUAGCUUCAAAAAAAUUUGAUAUGCCUGACUUUGUCAUUAUUCGACAACAGUUCAACUGUUGUGGUAUAGAUGGAGAACAAAAUUUAGAAUGUUUCCCAGACUCGGUUCUAAUAUAUGAGUUCAAAGCUCAGAACUAUUCUCUUAAUUAUAAGCCUUAUCGCUUUGGCAAUAAGCCAGAAGUAAGUAAAUAG
Messenger RNA from Enterobius vermicularis (human pinworm), 616 nucleotides. Lineage: Eukaryota; Metazoa; Nematoda; Chromadorea; Rhabditida; Oxyuridae. The record is from the annotation of a GenBank genome assembly.